AUGGUUAAAGAAACGAAGUUUUACGACCUUCUAGGCGUUUCCGUGGAAGCCGAUGAAGUACAGAUCAAGAAAGCUUACAGAAAGCAGGCCUUGAAAUACCAUCCCGACAAAAACCCUAGCGACGAGGCUGCUGACAAGUUUAAAGAGUUGACCGUAGUUUACGAGGUGCUGAGUGACUCUCAAAAGCGUGAAGUCUACGAUCAAAUGGGUGAAGAAGGUCUCAGCGGUGGCGGUGGUGCUGGCGGUUUCGGCGGCGGUGGGUUCGGUGGUUUCGGAGAAGACAUUUUCUCCCAGUUUUUCGGUGGCGGUGGCGCUUCCAGACCAAGGGGACCACAGAAGGGCAAAGACAUCAAGCAUGAGAUGAGUGCCACGCUAGAGGAGCUUUACAAAGGCAGAACUGCUAAACUAGCCCUUAAUAAGCAAAUUCUGUGUAGAACAUGUGAAGGGCGUGGUGGUAAAGAAGGUGCUGUUAAGAAGUGUGUCUCUUGUAACGGUCUUGGUAUGAAGUUCGUUACCAGACAAAUGGGACCUAUGAUCCAGAGAUUCCAAGUCGAGUGUGACGCAUGUCAAGCGACUGGUACAAUCAUUGACGCCAAGGACCGCUGUAAGACUUGCAAUGGUAAGAAGGUUAUGAAUGAGAGAAAGAUUCUGGAAGUCCAUAUCGAGCCUGGUAUGAAGGAUUCCCAAAGAGUUGUCUUCCAAGGCGAAGCCGACCAAGCUCCCGACAUUAUCCCAGGUGACGUGGUUUUCGUUAUUUCUCAAAGACCUCACAAACACUUCGAAAGAAAGGGUGACAACCUGCACUACCAAGCUGAAGUCGAUCUACUCACUGCUAUUGCUGGUGGCGAAUUUGCUAUCGAGCAUGUUUCUGGUGAGUGGCUAAAGGUUGGCAUUAUUCCAGGUGAGGUCAUUUCUCCAGGCAUGACAAAGGUCAUUGAAGGCAAGGGUAUGCCAAUUCAGAAAUACGGUGGUUACGGUAAUUUGAUUAUUACUUUCAAAGUGAAUUUCCCCACAAGCCAUUUUGCCGACGAAGAAUCUCUAAAGAAGCUAGAACAAGUUCUACCACCUAGAACCAAGCCAAGCAUUCCAAAGAGUGCUGAGGUCGAGGAAUGCAUUUUGAGCGAUUACGAUGUUUCUAAGCAUUCCGGUAAACACUCUCAUGGUAGAGGUUCCAACUAUGAUUCUGACGAUGAAGAACAAGGUGGUGCCGAGGGUGUCCAAUGCGCGUCUCAAUAG
Messenger RNA from Lachancea nothofagi CBS 11611, 1236 nucleotides. The record is from the annotation of a GenBank genome assembly. NCBI's taxonomy places the organism in Eukaryota, Fungi, Ascomycota, Saccharomycetes, Saccharomycetales, Saccharomycetaceae.